Rana temporaria (common frog) is the source of this 1397-nucleotide messenger RNA. RefSeq names its product oocyte zinc finger protein XlCOF6.1-like. The transcript is spliced from 3 exons. The coding region runs from base 1 to 1347 and encodes 448 amino acids. Gene Ontology annotation, biological process: regulation of transcription by RNA polymerase II. NCBI's taxonomy places the organism in Eukaryota, Metazoa, Chordata, Amphibia, Anura, Ranidae. The record is from RefSeq and is a predicted model, not a curated record. Gene Ontology annotation, molecular function: RNA polymerase II cis-regulatory region sequence-specific DNA binding; DNA-binding transcription factor activity, RNA polymerase II-specific.
AUGAGUGUUCACGAAAAUACUUGCCCUGCCCCUGGCAAGGCUGAGUGCACGGGCAUAGCAGUAACAGCCUAUCUGGACAAUCUGUUGCUUAUAGAUCAGUCCGCUGCACGCUUGGACCACAAUGUGCACAGCACAGAUGAGUACUUAGAAUCUGCAGUCUACGGAGGAAGAGAGUUUACACUCUCUAGAUGUUCUCAGACUGUGGGGGACGGUGCCGUCCUUCCAACGGAUAAGAGCUUUUCAUGUACUGAGUGCGGGAAGUGUUUCCAUUCUAAAUCUGAACUUAAUGUCCAUAAAAGAUCUCAUACAGGGAAGAAGCUAUUUUCCUGUCCUGAGUGUGGGAAAUGUUUUUCAGAUAAGUCCAAUCUUUACAGACAUCAGAAAUCUCACACGGGGGAAAAACUGUAUUCCUGUUCUGGCUGUGGAAAAUGUUUUGCACGAAAAUCAGCACUUGUCACACAUCAGAGAUCUCACACGGGGGAAAAGCCAUAUUCUUGUCCAGAGUGUGAGAAAUGUUUUUCACAGAUGUCCGGUCUUUACAAACACCAGAGAUCUCACACAGGUGAGAAGCCAUAUUCCUGUCCUGAGUGCAGAAAAUGUUUUUCACAAAAGUCCAGUCUUCAAAUACAUCAGAGGCUUCACACAGGUGAGAAGCCGUAUGCCUGUCCUGAGUGCGGGAAAUGCUUUUCAGAGAAGUCUAGGCUUUACAGACAUCGUGCAUUGCACACAGGGGAAAAGCCGUAUUCCUGUUCUGAUUGCAGGAAAUGUUUUGCACACAAAUCGGAGCUUGUUGCACAUCAGAGAUCUCACAAGGAGGUGAAGUCGUAUUCCUGUCCUGAGUGUGGGAAAUGUUUUGCAAGAAAAUCAGAACUUGUCACGCAUCAGAUGUAUCAUGCAGGGGAAAAGCCACACUCCUGUUCCACAUGCGGAAAAUGUUUUGUACAAAAAUCAGUACUUGUAACACAUCAAAGGUCUCACACGGGGGAGAAGCCGUAUUCCUGUCCUGAGUGCGGGAAAUGUUUUUCAAUGAAGUCCCAUCUUUGCAGACAUCUGAGAUCUCACACGGGGGAGAAGCCGUAUUUCUGUUCUGAGUGUGGGAAAUGUUUUGUAGAAAAAUCAGAGCUUGUCACACAUCAGAGGUCUCACACAGGGGAGAAGCCAUAUUCCUGUACUGAGUGCGGAAAAUGUUUUUCACAGAAGACCAAUCUUUACACACAUCAGAGAUCUCACACAGGGGAGAAGCCAUUUUCUUGUCAUGUGUGUGGAAAAUAUUUUUCAGUGAAGUCCAAUCUUACCAGACAUAAGAGAUUGCACAGAGGGGAGAAGCCACUUUCCUGUCCUGAGUGAGGGAAUUGUUCCUCAGUGAAGUCCUGUCUUCCUGUACAUUGGGUAUCCCA